Messenger RNA from Platichthys flesus (European flounder), 793 nucleotides. RefSeq names its product protein SPMIP1. The coding region runs from base 1 to 600 and encodes 199 amino acids. The record is from RefSeq and is a predicted model, not a curated record. The transcript has 4 exons. Lineage: Eukaryota; Metazoa; Chordata; Actinopteri; Pleuronectiformes; Pleuronectidae.
AUGCGUGGCUUGUUCACGACUCAGAGUCAGAACUGCUACCGGGAGCAGAUUCAGAAGGAGAUGAUGACUCGUUUGUCCUGGACGAGCCGCUACGCCACCAGCCACACGUCCGGCUGCAGAGUCAACAACCAGCCGAGCACCGAGGCCCCACAGCGGCCUGCAGCGUCUGCCCGGCCCCGGGCUGCCCUGCCUCCUGUUCCCAGUGCACCCAAGAAGAGGCAGAGCGACCUUCCUCCUCCUUCUCCUCCUCCUCCUCCUCCUCCUGUGGACGGUUGGCUCAGUGUGGCUCCUGCCAUGAGGCCGGUUUCUCCACGGAGCUCAAAGGCUCUUUAUCAGGACUCUUCUCAUAACGGGAAAGGUCGGCGCCUGUACCUGCAGAGACGAGGCCGGAUCCCACCUGAGGAGAAGUUUGAGUUCCCUCUGCUCUCGUCCUGGGAGUACGGAUGGAGGCUGGGUGACUUCACGCUGGACUACAGGACCCCCUGCAGAGCCAGGUCGUCGGUGGUGAGGAACACCUUCUUCUCCAGGAACGGUGUGUUCAGCAGCUCGUCAGCCACCGACACGCUGGGCUCAGCCUCAGCCACUAGGGGUCGCUGCUGAGUCCCAGUUCACAGCAGCUACUUGAUUUCUUUGAAUCACUAAAGUUCAUUUUACGAUCAUUGUCAAUGAUAGAAAAAUAAACUUGUCUUUUCUCAUUGUUACAACAAAGUCUGGUGUAUCUCCUGGUAAUUUUCUAUCAAAUUUACAACAAUUUUGUUUUUGUAGUUUUACCCGAUUCUUUAGGUUUUACCUG